CCCACUUCUGCCUCCGGCGCUCCAGCGUGAGCGUCGCUUCCCUCGCCCGGGCGGUGGAGGGAGGCAGCGGGGACGAGUGCUCUCAAGGAGUUUUUAUUUGUGCCAACACAGAAGUGCUUUGUGGUGGGCCAUCUGGACGGGGAGGAUUUCCUCAGAAGCCCAAGUAUGCCGUCAGGCUUGGAGAGCGGGGCCGUGCUCUGAGGCGCCCUGGGGAGGCAGCAGGAAGCGCAGGCAGAGCCGGGUUUAUAGCACUUGUAACGUAGGUGACGAGCAUGGAAGACGGCUUGCCUUGUCUCGCCCCGGCGGGCGAGUCCGCAGCGCUCCUGAACUUCUGCACUGAUGACAGCAUCUCAGCUGCAAGCACCUCUGAUGUCCAGGACCGUCUUUCAGCCCUGGAACUGAGAGUACAGCAGCAAGAAGAUGAAAUCACUGUGCUGAAAGCAGCAUUGGCUGAUGUGCUAAGACGUCUUGCUAUCUCCGAAGACCAUGUAGCUUCUGUGAGAAAAUCAGCACCAAGUAAAAGUCAACCAAGCCUCCGAGAAGCUAUCUCAAUGUCCUGUAUAACCAACGGGAGUACAGGAAGCAGGAAAACAAGCCACAGUUCUUCUGUAUCUGUUGCCAGAAAAGAAACGCUUUCAUCUGCUGCAAAAAGCGGUACAGAAAAAAAGAAGGAAAAACCUCCAGGACAGAAAGAAAAAAAAGAGGAAUCUCAUUCUAAUGAUCAAAAUCCACAAACUCAAGCAUCACCUUCUCCCCAGCCCUCCUCACAGACUCUCCAAACACACAGGCAAACUCAAGAAAGCAAGAGUUCUGCUCCAGCUAAAAGCAUAAAGCGAUCCUUGACUGCUGAAAAACCUCACAGUGUAUGGGAGAGUUCAGAUGACAGUCGUAACAAACUCUUGAGAGUAGCAUCAACAUCUAAAUUAAUAUCAAAAGUGGCAAAGAAUGCAGACAAGCACAAGGAUGUCGUCAUCAGCCAAGCAAAAAUGUCAACUCGUGAAAAAAACAGCCAAGAGGGAGAAUAUAUCAAGAUGUUCAUGCGGGGUCGACCAAUCACAAUGUUCAUUCCUUCUGAUGUAGAAAACUAUGAUGAUAUUAGGACAGAGCUGCCUCCUGAAAAGUUAAAACUGGAGUGGGUAUAUGGGUAUCGUGGAAGAGACUGUCGAGCCAAUGUUUACCUCCUUCCUACCGGAGAAAUUGUGUAUUUCAUAGCGUCAGUGGUGGUACUAUUUAACUAUGACGAGCGAACUCAGCGACACUACUUGGGUCAUACAGACUGCGUUAAAUGUCUUGCAGUUCAUCCAGACAAAAUUAGAAUUGCAACAGGACAGUUAGCUGGAGUGGAUAAAGAUGGAAGGCCUUUACAGCCCCAUGUUAGAGUAUGGGACUCAGUGAGCCUGGUGACGCUGCAGGUUAUUGGCCUUGGGACUUUCGAACGUGGAGUGGGGUGCUUGGAUUUUUCAAAAGCGGAUUCUGGUACUCAUUUGUGUGUAAUUGAUGACUCUAAUGAGCAUAUGCUCACUGUGUGGGAUUGGCAGAAGAAAUCAAAAGUAGCAGAAAUAAAGACUACAAAUGAAGUUGUACUUGCUGUAGAAUUCCACCCAACUGAUGCAAAUACCAUAAUAACAUGUGGCAAAUCUCAUAUAUUUUUUUGGACGUGGAGUGGCAAUUCGUUAGCAAGAAAACAAGGGAUAUUUGGGAAAUAUGAAAAACCCAAAUUUGUUCAGUGUUUGGCUUUUUUGGGAAAUGGUGAUGUGCUCACUGGAGACUCAGGUGGGAUAAUACUUAUAUGGGGCAAAACUACUGUAGAAUCUACUCCAGGAAAAGGACCUAAAGGAGUAUAUCAGAUAAGCAGACAAAUCAAAGCUCAUGACGGCAGUGUGUUCACGCUCUGUCAAAUGAGGAACGGAAUGCUGUUAACUGGAGGUGGGAAAGACCGGAAGAUCAUCCUGUGGGAUCAUGAUCUGAAUCCUGAAAGAGAAAUCGAGGUUCCUGAUCAGUAUGGAACGAUCAGAGCAGUAGCAGAAGGAAAAGCAGAUCAGUUUUUAGUGGGAACUUCACGAAACUUUGUUUUGCGGGGAACAUUUAACGAUGGUUUCCUGGUAGAGGUACAGGGGCAUACGGAUGAACUCUGGGGACUGGCAUCCCAUCCUUUCAAAGAUUUAUUUCUAACGUGUGCUCAAGAUAGGCAAGUUUGUAUGUGGAACUCUGUGGACCACACACUGGAAUGGACCAGGCUGCUAGAUGAACCUGGGCACUGCGCUGACUUUCACCCAAGCGGAACAGUGGUAGCAAUAGGAACGCACUCUGGAAGGUGGUUUGUUUUGGAUGCAGAAACGAGGGAUCUGGUUUCAAUACACACUGAUGGCAAUGAACAGCUCUCAGUGAUGCGCUACUCAGUAGAUGGCACCUUACUUGCUGUUGGAUCCCAUGACAACUUUAUUUACCUCUACGUAGUAACAGAAAAUGGAAGAAAAUAUAGCAGAUAUGGAAAAUGCACUGGACAUUCCAGCUAUAUUACACACCUUGACUGGUCCCCGGAUAACAAGUAUAUAAUGUCAAACUCAGGAGACUAUGAAAUAUUAUACUGGGACAUUCCAAGUGGCUGUAAGCUAAUCAGGAAUCGUUCUGACUGUAAGGAUAUAGAUUGGACGACAUACACUUGUGUGCUAGGCUUUCAAGUGUUUGGAGUUUGGCCUGAAGGAUCAGAUGGGACAGACAUAAAUGCCCUUGUCAGAUCCCAUAACCGAAAAGUGAUAGCAGUUGCUGAUGAUUUUUGUAAGGUCCAUCUCUUUCAGUAUCCCUGUUCCAAGCCAAAGGCCCCAAGUCACAAAUACAGCGCUCACAGUAGUCAUGUGACAAAUGUCAGCUUUACCCAUAGUGAUGGUCACUUGAUUUCAACUGGAGGGAAAGACAUGAGUAUUAUUCAGUGGAAACUGGUAGAGAAGGUAACUCUGCCACAAAAUGACAUUGUAGUAGAAAUCGGUGCAACCAAAGUGCCCAUGCCUUCCAGUGAAAACGCUGUACCAUCUCCUGCAGCUCUCCCACAGCCUUUUAAUGAAAUGAAUCAAAAUGAAAGUGUAACUGGCAGCUCUCCAGCUUCCUUGGAGAGCAACUUGGAGCAGUCUGCGGAGGCCAGUGAAGAACAGAGCGAGGAGCAAAGCGACGGGAGCAGCCUGGAUCCUGCGGAGCCAGGCUAUGAAGAACCAUCCAACGAGACAAGUGAGGAGCACAGUGAAUCCACUGUCACUGAAGAGCAGCAGGAUAACUCACCAGUGUCUUAACACUUCCAACUUGGAUGGCUUUUAUUUUCCCUUGGUGUGUGUUACUUCAUUAAGGGGUGAGGGUUCAAAUAGGGAAAGUAGCUGAGAUUCAUGACCACAUCAGCUUUUGAGUUUCAGUGAGAUUUUUAGUCUGACCUUCAGUUCAAUAUGUGGAACCAUCUCAAGGGCCCAGCUUCACUGUUUGUGUCAAGAUCUGGUCAAAGUUAGUAGUGGACAUUAUCAUAAAUUCAUCUUAAUUCUGAAAUUGCAGUCAGGAAGUGGCAUGAAAUAUAUACUGGAAAAAAACUUAGCUCUAAGAAUUAGCUGAAAUAAACCACCUUAACUAUGUGAAAGUGAUUCCUGAGAGAACUAAAACCAAACAGAAGUGCUGAGUGAUUCCAGCUGAGUAGCAGUUUGCUGUUUUUUCCAGGUGUGAAAACAAACAAAAACCUGAAAAGCUCCUUGUAGAGCUGUUUUCCUUUGUUUUUUCUUAAUGAGAAGAAGAGGGGAAAAACAAUGUAAUGAUGGCAUGUGCAUCAAUGCCUUCUUGAUCUAACACAUAUGCAAUUUUCUAACACUACUAAUUCCUAGUGGAGUCUGGACACGCUCACAGUUGGUCUGCCCUGGGUGCUGCUAUUUCUAAAGCAAAUCCUAUCGAGGAACGGUGUUGGUUGUUCAAUUCUUACAGACUAUUUAAUAACAGACUAACCAGAUACCGGUGUGUUUCACUUGUUCAUGACCUGAAAGUUGAUUUGAGUUGUAGGUUGUAAUUGUCUCUUCAAAGAAUUGCUUGCCUAGAGAGUCUGAAACUUAAGAGUCUCUUUACAGCGACCGCAAUGUGAAUGGCAGAGAAUGCAUGGCAAGAACACAAAGUCAGAUGGGCUCUAGAGUUAAACUUUAAGCCUUCAAGCAGAACUUGCUCCAUCCCUAGUAAGAGAAAUAGAAAUACAGUUAACUUAAAUUAUUAAAUUGGUGCUUGGGAUUAGUAUAUUAUGUUGAUUUUUUUUUUAGAGGUAACUCUAAGAAUCAUUAAACUGCAAUUUUUUUUCUGUCUGCUUUAGUAGUUGUGAUAUAAGCAUACAGUAAUUUAGAUGAUGAUGUGAUUUUUCAGACUUGUUGAUCUAUCAUUUUUGUGAUUUCCUCCCCCCACCCCAAGUUGCUCUAAGCCAUGCAGCUCUCAUGUGGCUAUACCUGGCCAGUUACGGGAUAUCUUGGCAUUUGUUAUGCAUUUGGAAAGUAAUUUUUUUAUGAAGUUUGUCAGAUAGCUACAGUUUUUUUUUCCUUAAGUGCAUACAUUUCCUACUUUAAAAAGGUAUAGAUUUACUGACAGAUAUCCAUUUCCUAUGUACUUGUUUAUAUUUUGAUUACAUAGAAUUUUCUUUUUUAACUUGCUGCAUUGUGCUGGUAUUUUAGUUCUUAGUUAGAAUAUCAUGUUUAGAAGCUUUGGAUGAGUUCAUAAGUCUUAAUUGUGCAAGCGUUUACGUGAUUGUGCCAUUCCAAAGUGCAUCAAAACUGUCAUUCCCUUACUAGUUUCUUCUCAGGAGAAAUGCUACAGAUCAGGUAUUCAGUCAUCAUUUGGAAAGAAAAACAAAUGGACUCCCAAAGGACAUUUAGAACAUUUAUAUAUAAAAUAUAUAUAUAUAUAUAUAUAUACACACACACACAAACACACACACACACACACACACACACAUAUAUAUAUAUAUAUAAAAAAUAUCCUCUUGUUUACAACAGUUCCAGAAACCUCAAAGUAGUUCCUUCCGAUGAAGGGAGGUAUGGAUUCCAAGCAACCCAUCUGUUUAAACUGUGCUCUGUACAUAGUGUUUUACUGGAGGGCUCUAGUAUGCCUGACUUGCAAAUUUGCCAAAUAAUAGCAAUCGAAGAUAAAGAUCAACUCAUCAAAAUACAUGGUUCCCAAUGAGGAAUAUGCUGUAGGUUUAGAAAAUAAUCCUAGUAAAGGAAAAAGGAUUGUAGAGCUAAUGAGGCACAGAGCUCCCUCUGAUUUUUAUGAACUCCACAUAAGCAACACAUUUCACUUGGAACAUCUGUCACCUGGGGUUGCCAUGUAAAGUGAGAGUUAUAGUUGUGAUAUUCUUGUGUUUGUAGUUCAGAAGACUCUACUAAUAUGCAAAAAGCCUUACAGCUUUCAAUUGCUGGCAACUACUGUUUAACAAAUAAUUAAAUCUGUGAUAAUGGAUGGAAAUGGGUGGGAUUAUGUAACUGUAGAUGUUUUAGAAAAAUAAUUGUGAAUGAAUUAUGGUUAAGAGUGUUUCAUGUGAAGAUGUUUGAGCCAUUUCUAUCUAUCAUGCAUUCCUGUCUCAAGGCAGAAAAUUUUGAAGAUUAAAAAAAUAAAAUAAUCAAAAUAAUAAA
Molecule: messenger RNA, 5633 nt
Organism: Dromaius novaehollandiae (emu)
Lineage: Eukaryota; Metazoa; Chordata; Aves; Casuariiformes; Dromaiidae
Gene: EML4
Product: EMAP like 4
Exons: 24
Coding region: 273-3284 (1003 amino acids)
Biological process (GO): microtubule cytoskeleton organization
Cellular component (GO): mitotic spindle
Molecular function (GO): microtubule binding
Source: RefSeq, a predicted model, not a curated record